This is a messenger RNA of Fusarium oxysporum Fo47, 1212 nucleotides long. Its product is annotated as pyridoxamine 5'-phosphate oxidase family protein. NCBI's taxonomy places the organism in Eukaryota, Fungi, Ascomycota, Sordariomycetes, Hypocreales, Nectriaceae. Gene Ontology annotation, molecular function: hydrolase activity, hydrolyzing O-glycosyl compounds. The transcript has 5 exons. Bases 1 to 1212 code for a protein of 403 amino acids. The record is from RefSeq and is a predicted model, not a curated record. Gene Ontology annotation, biological process: carbohydrate metabolic process.
AUGCCCAAUCAGCUGAGAUACCCAGCUGGCCAGCACAACAAAGUUCAUCGGUUAGCCGAAAAGCGCGCUUCAUAUGAUCUCAAAACAGUUCACAGCAUCAUGAAUCGUUCAUUCGUCUUCCACGUCUCUUUCCAGCCUGACGCUGAAGAUCCAUUUCCAACCACCAUCCCCAUGCUCGGCGCCAUGGGAAACUUUGCCUAUCCCAGCGCCGGCUUGGACGAGCCCCAGGACUGCUAUAUCCAUGGGUACAUCUCAGCCCGCAUGGCCAACCUGUCGAGGAAGGCAAUUGACGAUGGACUUCCAGGUUUGCCCGUAUGCGUAUCUGUCGCAAAAGUGGACGGUCUCGUCCUGGCCUUGAGCGCAUUCACCCACUCGUGCAACUACCGCUCGGCAGUCUUGUUUGGGCACGCAGCUCUGGUCACAGACGAGUCAGAAAAGCUGUGGGCGCUGGAGCUGCUCACAAACAAGAUCAUCCCCGGCAGAUGGGAUCAGGUCCGCCAACCUCCAAACAAAUUCGAGCUUAUGCAGACGCAGAUCCUGCGCGUUCGAGUGACCAGUGGCAGUGCAAAAGUCCGCGCAGGGCCGCCAGCGGACGACAAGGAGGAUGUCCAGGAUCCAGGGGUCAUGAAGAAUGUGUGGUCAGGGUAUGUUCCGCUAGUAGAGCGUAUGGGGCAGCCCAUUCCCAGCGCGUAUAAUCAGCUUCAGGACGUGCCGGACCAUGUCAGAGAUCUUCGAGAAGGUUUCAAUGAGGAGGCAGAUGCCUAUAAUGACAAGCUUGUCAAGCAGGCUCACCGCAAGGACUCCUAUGUCGGCCUCUUCUGGCUGAAUGCAGCCGAGACUUGGAUUGACAUCACAAAGACUAAAACCAAGACAGACACGAACACUAACACGCAAUGGAUCUCAGAGGCUGGCACCCUAGACGAUUUAGGCCACGGUAUGGAUAGGCUCAAGAUUCCUUGUGGUGCUAUUUGGUUGGAUAUCGAGUACCCGAUUGACAAGGAGUGGUUCACUAUGCGCAAACUGCUCGAUGCGUUUGGCCGUAAGCUUAUCAUCAUUAUCGAUCCCAACUUCAACAACACGAAUGGCUCCAACAUUGUGCUCAAGUCUAAUGACAUUACGAUCCGUACUAAGGACGAUGAUAUUUUCGAAGGCCACUGCUGGCCAGGCGCAUCACACUGGAUUGACUGCUUCAACCCCGCCUCUAUCGACUGA